AGCGAAGGCACUACCGAAAAGAAAAGUAAGAAGGUAAACAAACCAAGAAGUUUGUGCUUGGAGUUACAUUUCUCUUUCUUGUUUUUCUAAAAAAAUUCUUCUUUAAAUCUUUUUCCUUGGAUGCAACUUUUAGGAGAAACUUCAAAAUCCCAAUCUUCCUUGAUCCACCUCUUUCAGAUCAUUCGUUGUUAGGAACUAUCCUUCCUUUUCUUUUGCGCUUUUUCCACAAUCGUUACAUCAUCUGCAAACGCCUUUUCUUUUGCAAAUCAACCGUUUGUCUUGCAAAGAUAUCACCACUCCUCUUCUUCCUUCACACUGACACUUUCAUCCCAAAGUACUAUGGAGGAGGUCGGGAACGGAUGACGACGUUCAUGAAACAAUCAAAAGCUUAUUGAAAGCAUUUUUUAUUUUCUAACAGAUUUUCGUUUUGUUAAGGAAGAGAACUAACAGCAUCCAUUGUCUCUCUUGUUUGUCAUAAAUAACAUAAUUUCUCCAAUAUGUACCUGUGUUAUAAAUCGUUAUGAUUCGGUAAGCUUGCAUAACAAUGUGUUUCGCAUUCGUAAACAAUUUGCAGCGCUACUUUCUACAUUGUUCUACCGCAUAAAACCGUUUGCAAAUUACAAGAUACGCUUCGCUAUUCGAAUUAUUUGUUUUGAGAACGUACUUUUGCAGCUAUUUCUUCUUAUUCUUUUGUUGUUUGUAUUUUGAUUCUUUUAUCAACUGUUUUUGUUUUAUGUUUCUUUUUUCCCACCUUUUAUUGACACUGCUUCUUUCUAUCUACUGGCCUUCCUUAAUAUUCUCUCUUUUGCAUUAUAAAUAUUGAGUACAAUCCUAUCCUUGGUAGAAUACAAGCACCAUCUGAUUUUACAGACAACAUUGUUACACUUGUUCAUUCUUGCUAAUUCUUGAUUUUCUUCCAUUUAUCCUUUUCUUUCUCUUGCUUUCUUUCAAUCCUACGAAGCCGUUUCAUUCUUUGCAUGCUAUAGCCACUUGAAGCAAUCCUUCCUUAACUGUACCAUUUUUUCGUUGUUUAAAUUUUUUGUCUUAUAUCUAUCAUCCUCGACUUUAUUGUUCCCCAUUGUAUUAUCAAAUUUCUUAUCUAAUUCAUCAUGUCAUCGUCGUCUAUUGUCAAGAAGACUGUACUCAUGGACGAAGAAGCUGAAGAGGCCUUUGAUCUGUUUGACGUAACUCACAAGGGCUUUAUUGACUUUGAGGACUUGAGACGGUCAUGUGCUUUGCUUGGUGAAGAUUUGACUCAAGAACAACUUAAGCUUAUGCUGGACAUUGCUGGUACCAAUGGGAGAGUCACCCGCGAAGAAUUCGCCCAGCUUUGGAUUCACCUUGCUUGAGAGUCUUUUUUCUUGCUCUUUGCUCUAGUAUCUGUAUCUCUUUAUACUUUGUCGCGUUUUCUGUGUUUGCAUCCUUACAUCACUCAGAUCUUGCACAUCGUUGAUGUGUUUUGGAAUUCUGGUGAUCCCUCCACUUUCUUUUGCAUACGAAAUGUCCAUUCUGCUUUGUUUUGUUGGUUUAUUCUAUAUUUUUGCCUUCACUGAUGCUAAAAUGUGUUGCAUAAUUUUAUAAUGAUUUUUUUUUGUGUUUUAUUUCCUUGUUGGGGGUUUUUUUUAUUUAUAUCUUUUUUUUUGUUCCUGCUCCGUCCUUAUAUAAUCCUUCAGUAUUUAUCUAUCUUUCGGUCAUAUGGUAUUGCAUCCGGCAUAUUAAAAGAAUGCUAGUAAGGUAUUUCUGAGCUUGGUGGAUUGCAUAAUUUGCAUCGGUAAACGGAAAAAAAGAAAACAAAAAAGAUUUCAAAGAAAUAAGAUUGGUCUUAUUUCGAUGGAUUCAUCCUCCCCAUUUGCUAGCAAACAUGGUAGUUUGUUUUCUAGUAAACUAGCUCUUCCGAAGAAGAUUCUUCAAUCCUUACUCUUAAUCUUAUUAUAAUCGCUUUUUUUGAUUUUUUUUUCUUUCAUUCUAAAACCAUCAUAAACUUUCUGCUAUGUUGAAGCAAUCAGAAGAGCCUUUGAAAAACAUCUAGAUUUCCUUCAAAUGAAAUGAAUAUGUAUUUUUAUGACCCAAA
This is a messenger RNA of Schizosaccharomyces cryophilus OY26, 2071 nucleotides long. RefSeq lists its product as uncharacterized. The transcript has a single exon. Gene Ontology annotation, molecular function: calcium ion binding. The record is from RefSeq and is a predicted model, not a curated record. NCBI's taxonomy places the organism in Eukaryota, Fungi, Ascomycota, Schizosaccharomycetes, Schizosaccharomycetales, Schizosaccharomycetaceae. The coding region runs from base 1110 to 1349 and encodes 79 amino acids.